Molecule: messenger RNA, 588 nt
Organism: Medioppia subpectinata
Lineage: Eukaryota; Metazoa; Arthropoda; Arachnida; Sarcoptiformes; Oppiidae
Source: the annotation of a GenBank genome assembly
CGACCCUCACUACUGAACCGCUUGGCAUCGGUUGCGCUCCGGAACUCAUCCGUUAGUGAUAAGGGAUUGGAAGUGUUUUUGGCCUCACUUUCGCAUAAUCUACUUAAACUUGAAUUAUCAGGUUGUAACGAGAUAACAGACACAGUAAUGUGGGCGGGUUUGGUGCCAAACCUGGAGAUACUAAUCAUCAUGGAUUGCAUUAACAUAUCCGACGAGACAAUAGCCGCGAUUUGUCAAAUGUUGCCCAGUUUGAAAAAAUUACAAAUUCAGGCCUAUCACGUGACGGACACAUCUAUGGCAUAUUUUGGUAGUACAUUAGCCAGGGAGAAUUUACGCGUAUUAAUGCUACACCAUUGCUGGGAGUUGUCUAACCAGGGUGUUGCCAAUCUGGCACAUGGUUUGCCUAAUUUACAUACACUCUCACUGUCCGGCUGUUCAAAAGUAUCGGACGAUGCGAUUGAAGUGAUCGCAGAGCAGAUCCGAGGGCUCCGGUAUUUGGACCUCUCGUGGUGUCCACGUGUUAGCGAUGCGGCCCUCGAAUACAUUGCCUGCGAUUUGUCCGACACUUUGACACACCUUAUACUCGAU